UUAUUUUACAGGGAGCUAUCUUAAAUAAAUUUAAAAUGCAUUCUGAAGAUGAAAAGAAGCAGAAGCGUACUGCAGAUGGAAAUAGUCAUGAGAUCACUGCAUCCAGCCAGGGUCAUGAAUCUGAAGACAAACACAAGGAAAAGAAGAAGAAAGCAGAAAAUGCUGAGAUGGUCAGCCCAUUUACACUGUUUCGAUACUCCAAUUGGUCGGAUAAAUUACUAAUGAUACUAGGCACUCUCCUGGCAAUAGCCCAUGGAAGCAGUCUCCCUGUUGCGAUGAUAAUUUUUGGUGAUAUGACUGAUAGCUUUGUUGCUUCUGGAGGCUCAAAUUUUCCAGGAAACAUUCCUCCAGUGAAUUCCUCUUUAGAUUUUCUUGGCAAGCUGGAAGAAGAAAUGACAAGAUAUGCAUACUACUAUUCUGCAAUAGCAGCUGGUGUUCUUAUUGCUGCUUAUGCCCAAACUUCAUUUUGGACCCUAGCAGCAGGCCGGCAAAUAAAAAAAAUCAGAGAAAAUUUUUUUCAUGCAAUUAUGAGACAGGAAAUUGGAUGGUUUGAUGUAAAUGAUGUGGGAGAACUUAACACUCGUCUUCUAGAUGAUGUCUCCAAGAUUAAUGAAGGAAUAGGUGACAAAAUUGGAUUGCUUGUUCAAGCAGUAACAACAUUUGUAUCAGGAUUUAUUGUUGGUCUCAUAAGAGGAUGGAAAUUAACCCUUGUAAUACUAGCAGUCAGUCCUGUCCUGGGACUUUCAGCAGCUCUCUGGGCAAAGGUUCUCUCUGCUUUCACUGACAAAGAACAAGCUGCAUAUGCAAAAGCAGGUGCUGUUGCAGAGGAAGUUCUGGCAGCAGUCCGUACUGUAAUAGCUUUUGGAGGACAGGAAAAAGAAAUUAAAAGAUACCAUAAAAAUUUAGAAGAUGCUAAACGUAUUGGAAUAAAAAAGGCUAUUACAGCUAAUAUUUCCAUAGGUGCUGCUUUCUUACUGAUAUAUGCAUCAUACGCACUGGCCUUCUGGUAUGGAACUACCUUGGUCUUAACUGAUGAUUACACUAUUGGCAAAGUUCUUACAGUUUUUUUCUCUGUAUUGAUUGGAGCUUUCAGUAUUGGACAGACUGCUCCAAGCAUAGAGGCAUUUGCUAGUGCAAGAGGAGCUGCCUAUACAGUCUUCAAGAUCAUAGACAACGAACCGCAAAUUGACAGUUAUUCAGAGACAGGUUACAAACCAGACCACAUUAAAGGGAACUUGGAAUUCCAAAAUGUUUACUUCAAUUAUCCAUCCAGACCAGAUGUUGAGAUACUGAAGGGCUUGAAUCUCAAGGUUAGUUGUGGCCAAACAGUGGCCCUGGUUGGUGGCAGUGGCUGUGGGAAAAGUACAACUGUUCAGCUCAUCCAGAGAUUCUACGAUCCCAAGGAAGGCACG
Fulmarus glacialis (Northern fulmar) is the source of this 1412-nucleotide messenger RNA. RefSeq names its product multidrug resistance protein 1-like. Gene Ontology annotation, biological process: transmembrane transport. Gene Ontology annotation, cellular component: membrane. Gene Ontology annotation, molecular function: ATP hydrolysis activity; ATP binding; ABC-type transporter activity. Lineage: Eukaryota; Metazoa; Chordata; Aves; Procellariiformes; Procellariidae. The record is from RefSeq and is a predicted model, not a curated record. The annotation marks the transcript as partial. The transcript is spliced from 11 exons.